AUGUCAGAAACUUCUUUGCAAGGAAAUCAAUCCAAUAAGGAAGAGCAGCCACCGUCCAAAAUACCGGAUUCAGUUAAGAAAAUAAUAUCAAUGGAAAAAGAAAAUGAAACAAAUGCUAGUCGAAAAUCUCGAAUUGAUCUUAAUGCACUGCCAACUCGUCAAUACUUGGACCAGACUGUAGUUCCCAUAUUACUCCAAGGCCUAUCUGCUCUAGCAAAAGAACGUCCUCCAGACCCUAUCAAUUAUCUGGCAGCAUAUUUAUUAAAAAAUAAAAACGCUUUUGAUAAUAACAACUCUGGAACAAAUAAUAAUGCCCCACAAAACCCUCAAACA
Molecule: messenger RNA, 333 nt
Organism: Brenthis ino (lesser marbled fritillary)
Lineage: Eukaryota; Metazoa; Arthropoda; Insecta; Lepidoptera; Nymphalidae
Source: the annotation of a GenBank genome assembly